UCAUGCUGCUGCCAGGUCCAGAGUCUCUCAUGGGUCCCUGUACGGCCUCCCAUUGCUGCUGUCUCCAUCGCCACACUCUGCCAUGUGCCACUUUCAGGUCUCCUCACACUGCUGGUGUGUUCCAUUUUUUGUCAUAGGGUGCUGGCAGAUUACGGGCCUCCCAUAGCUGCUGCCAGGCCCCUAAUCUGCCAUGGGCCCCUAUACCGCCUCCUCAUGCUGCUGCUGCCAAGUCCAGAGUCUCUCAUGGGUCCCUGUACGGCCUCCCAUUGCUGCUGUCUCCAUCGCCACACUCUGCCAUGUGCCACUUUCAGGUCUCCUCACACUGCUGGUGUAUUCCAUUUUUUG
Staurois parvus is the source of this 345-nucleotide messenger RNA. NCBI's taxonomy places the organism in Eukaryota, Metazoa, Chordata, Amphibia, Anura, Ranidae. The record is from the annotation of a GenBank genome assembly.